UCGAGCGCGAGAGAAGCUAAAGAGAGGCGAAGAGAUCGUGUUUUUGUUUUCUGGCCAGUUUGGACCUCAUUUAAAGUGUUUCGGUAUGAAGCGCGCUGUGACGGCGGACCAGAUCGCGGAGUGGUUCACUCUCGGAGCUCAGUUCGCUAAUGUCAGAAUCACCGAGGAACCGAGAAGAGAUAAAACACACACACACGGAGAGGAGGAAGAGAAGAGCCACACGGUUUCAGAGAAGGAGGGAUUGGAAGAAGGAGACGAGAGGAACAGGAAGUCUGAUCUUCUCUCUGGCACCGGGGUCAUUCCUGCUCCUCCUGCCAGCUAUGAGUAUCCAACACUCCCCAUCACCAAGAACCGGCAGGAGCUGAUCUCCCUGAUCGAGAGUAACUCUGUGGUGAUAAUCCGGGGGGCAACAGGCAGUGGGAAAACGACCCAGAUUCCCCAGUUUAUUCUGGAUUACUACGCAGAGAAGGGCGCCACCUGCAGCCUGGUGGUCACGCAGCCACGCAAGAUCGGAGCCAGCAGCAUCGCCCGCUGGAUCGCCCAACAGCGCAGGUGUACACUCGGCAGCCUGGUGGGGUAUCAGGUGGGGUUGGAGAAGAUGGCCACAGAACACACUCGGCUGAUCUACAUGACCACAGGAGUGCUGUUGCAGAAACUUGUAUCAGCCAAGAGCCUUGUCGAGUUCACACACAUCUUUAUAGAUGAGGUGCAUGAGCGAACAGAGGAGCUGGACUUCCUUCUGCUGGUGGUCAGAAAACUGCUGCGGUCCAACUCACGCUUUGUUAAGGUGAUCCUGAUGUCAGCUACGAUUAACUGCACGGAGUUUGCGGAAUACUUUGGUACUCCUUUUAGGAACCAGCUAAACCCAGCGUAUGUGUUUGAGGUGGAGGGAGCGCCAUACAUGGUGGAGGAGUUUUACCUGGAUGACCUCACAACCAUCCUGCCCUUCAGAGUGGACAUGUCCUUCCCUGGUGAUCCCUACAUAACAGCGGAGAUGUAUAAUGUUGCAGUGAGCCUCAUCCAGAACUUUGAUGAGAUGGAGACUAAACAUCAAAGUGGUUUUGAACAGGACGGUCGUACAUCUCUCCCCGAGAGGGGCAGUGUUCUGGUGUUUCUGCCUGGACUCGCCGAGAUUCAGUACAUGCAAGAAGCUCUCGCUAAACUUGUCCGCAAAAGGUUGCAGGUGUAUCCUCUUCACUCCACAGUCACUCUGGAGGAGCAGAAUGGGGUGUUUUUGGUACCUGCACCUGGCUAUAGGAAGAUAAUCCUGUCCACCAACAUUGCGGAGAGUUCAGUCACAGUUCCUGAUGUUAAAUAUGUGAUCGACUUCUGCUUGGUGCGUCACCUGGUAUGUGACAAAGAGACAAACUACCAGUCUCUCCACCUUACCUGGGCUUCCAAGACCAACUGUAACCAGCGACGAGGUCGAGCAGGUCGUGUGUCUAAAGGGUUUUGCUAUCGCUUGGUCACCCGAACUUUUUGGAAUGACGAGAUUCCAGAGUACACCAUUCCUGAGAUGCUGCAUUCUCCUUUAGCUAAUACUGUAUUAAAAGUGAAGUUGUUGGAUAUGGGUGAUCCGUGCUCUCUGCUCUCCACGGCGCUCACACCUCCAAACCUGGAUGACAUUGAGAGGACCAUCCUGCAGCUCAAAGAGAUAGGUGCUCUCUCGGUGUCUAGCAGCAGUAUGAACAGGUUUGAUGGUGAGUUAACAUUUCUGGGCCGGGUUCUCGCUCACCUCCCUGUGGAUCUGCACUUUGGGAAGCUCAUUGUCUUAGGACACGUCUUCGGCUGUCUGGAGGAGUGUCUCAUCAUCGCUGCCUCUCUCUCUUUGAAGAGUUUUUUUGCAAUGCCGUCCCUGCAGCAGCUUCCAGGUUACCGGAGUAAGCUGUCAUUUGCUCAGGGUGUGCCCAGUGACCUCAUUGCAUUUGUUAAUGUCUUCAAGGCCUGGUACAUCUCCAGAGUCAAAGGAGAACUUAGACGCCCAAAGGAUGAGCUGGAAUGGGGCAAAGAGAACUGCAUUCAGAUCAAACGGAUACGAGAGGUGGCCGAGUUGUUUGAAGAUCUGAAGAAUCGAGUGUCACAGUUCAACAUGCACAUCAGUGAAACAUCCUCUCCCUCAGACUACACCAGCACACACACGCAGAAAUUCAUACUGCAGGUGGCAAUCGCAGGCGCAUUUUAUCCAAAUUACUUCCUCCAGGGAAGUGUGGACGAGGAGCUCGCUUCAAAGGAACUCUUCGGGAAUGACCCCAGGACCACUGUACUGGUUCGUAAUCUCCCCCCAUUUGCAUUCCUCUACUAUAAACAGCUCCAGUCUCUCUUCAGACAGUGUGGUCAAGUCAAAUCCAUCACCUUUGAUUGCUCCAGGGCCUAUGUUGAGUUCUACCGCUCGUCACUGAGAGGUUCUGGCAUUCUCCCGGAGGUCUCUCUGUCUCUCCUCCUCACUCUGCAGAGACAUCCUCUCUAUCUCCACGUUCAUGCUGCUGAAGAGGUGGAGACUCGUGCAGGGGGUCAGAGUAUCUCGCACCUCAAAUAUGCACGGGUGAAUGUAGAUUUUCAGAAUCAGACUGUGAGCCCUGUUGGAGGUCUGAUCAGCUCCAUCGAUCCAGAAAAACUUCCAUCUAAUCCUGUCUUCAUUGUCAAUAUCACAGAGGUCAUUGAAGUGGGGCAUUUCUGGGGUUUCCAGUCUGACGAGGCGAGUCUGGAGAAACAGCGGCGGCUGACCGCAGCCAUUAAUUCGCAGGAGCUCUUCCAACUUUCUGUGGCGAUUUAUCCAAACCUUCUGUGUCUCGCCCCUUUUUCUGACACACAUACUGAACCGGGAAACUAUUACAGAGCCAAAAUACUGCACAUUCUUGGGAGUAAUGUGGAGGUGCUCUUUGUGGACUUUGGAAACAUGUCCAAGGUGUCGUGUAAUUCUCUGAGGGAACUUCCAGUUGACCUGCAAGCUCUUCCCUUUCAGGCUCAGGAGUUCAGUGUGGCGUGUUUGGCUCCAUCAGCACAGUCGAUGAUUCUGGGCAAUCAUUGGAGCAGUCGAGCUCGAAACCGCUUCAUCACACUUGUGCAUGGCCGUUUGGUCAUGGUCACACUCUACUCCAUCCUGCAUGGCAUUAUGCGUGUCCAUCUGCAUGUCUCUAUGGAAUCGGGGGACAUCAGCGUAGCAGACUUGCUCGUGCAAGAAGGCCAUGCUCGACUCAUACCCGAGAGCUUCGAAAGCAAGCAGUCUCAUGAGAUUCUGACAGCUCUGUAUCAGGACCUGAAUGCAGGAACGUUCACCCCGAGCUCCACCAGUAGUGCCUGGAAAAAACGCAAAGAGGAAGAGAAGCGGCUGAUCAACGGUCUGCUGCUGACCUUCUCUAAACCCAGACACAACACCCCCAAGUGCAAGGUUCCAGUUCACGGCCCUUACACUCCUCAUAAGGUGACAUUUCACAGCAUGAGCAGCACUGCACACUUCAGGUCAGUUGCUAUCGACAAAAACAGCAUUAACUCUGUGUUGGUGAACGAUCAUCCUCACGACCAUCAUGACAGGAUGCUGGUGGCUGGGUCUGUCUCUCUGAGUGCCUCAGGUGUAUGUAUUUUGCUAAAAGAUACUACUCUGAUGCCUCACAUCCCUGGCCUUCCUGCCAUUAUCACCAUGCUCUUCACCCCCAUCAUGGAGCUACGCACUGAUGAGGAGCGAACCUGCUUCACUGGAGCUCUGUGUGGUUUGGGCUCCAAGUCCAGCACUCAUGAUCCCAUUCUGCCAGAGCACGACAUUGAGAUGGCCUUCGAUGUGAAGUUUGAUGUUGAUGACAUUGCAGAGAUAAAUGCACUGAGAGGGACGAUGAACCGGUUGGUGUGUGAGGGUCCACACGGUCUCCUCCAUAUUGACCCGGAGAGAAUCCACUCACUGCAGGAUGAUGCUCGAGAUCGACUCCUCAGGCUGUUUUGUAAAACUCCCCACAGAGAAGACCAGACCCCAGUUUAUUACGACAAACCCAAACACUGGAACCAGGUGGACCCCUCCCAGCAGAUGGAGGUUGUGCAGAAGAAUGACAGCAGAAUUAAAAGUGUUUUGUUCCGGAUGCACCCCAUAACUCUGCUGAACAUGUGAGAAUUUGUGUUAUAAAAAUGUAAGCGUUCUUAUUUUGCUGUAGAAUAGCAGCGGUCAGUUGUUUUAGAUCUUCUUUUCUUUUCUUUCUUUUUUUUUUUUCAAACUAUGUUGGUCUGCAGUUGUUGCUCCUGUCCACUAGAUGGCACUUUGUUGGUCAAUAAAUAACCGAGUUUAUUAUGCAUU
This is a messenger RNA of Hemibagrus wyckioides, 4279 nucleotides long. RefSeq names its product tudor domain containing 9 (gene tdrd9). The transcript is spliced from 36 exons. Bases 86 to 4096 code for a protein of 1336 amino acids. Gene Ontology annotation, cellular component: intracellular anatomical structure. Gene Ontology annotation, molecular function: ATP binding; RNA binding. The record is from RefSeq and is a predicted model, not a curated record. NCBI's taxonomy places the organism in Eukaryota, Metazoa, Chordata, Actinopteri, Siluriformes, Bagridae.